CAUUUCCCUCAAGCUAGUGAAUGCAUCUGAACUGAGCUGAUCUAAAAGACACACUCAGCACAAUGGUUUAUUUGGCAGGGUUGGUUGGCUUGGUUCUCAUCUUGACAGCUGAAGCCAGAGUUGGAAACUCUUCUGAGUCUCGCUUCUGCACAGAGUCAAAGGAAUGUCUGCUCUAUGAUCUGGUGUGCAAGAAUGACGAUUAUGAGGUGCGCCACUAUGAAUCAGUGAAAUGGGUGUCAACAGAUGAGGAAGCAUACUUCAUGGACAUGGCCACCUACACUGCCUUCAGGAGACUCUUCAACUAUAUCACCGGAUCCAACAAGGCUGGCGUCAACAUUGACAUGACUGCUCCGGUGACUGUCAAAAUUGAAGAGAAGAAGAAGACGUGGGGGUCGUCUGUCUUCACCCUCAGCUUCCUCCUGCCGUCUACCCAUCAGAUGACUCCUCCCCAACCCACUGAUGACAAGGUGUACUUUACUGAGAUGCCAGACAUGAAAGUGUACGUGAGGAGCUACGGUGGAUGGAUGAUGUCUUUGACAUCCAGUGUAAACUCCAUGCUGCUGAAAAGGCAGCUAGACAAAGUCCAGGCCACCUACAACAAAGACUACCACUAUGCUGUGGGAUAUGACAGCCCAAAGAAGAUUCUGAACAGGCACAACGAGGUGUGGUACAUUGUUGAGGGAGAGCCUGUGUGCCCUACCUCCUCCUAAACAUCCUCCUCCACUACUGCUGAGUCUGGCAUUACUGCUUUGAAGAGGACCAAUUGGAGUAGCAAUGGUAGACUGAGAAUAUCUGAGAAAAUGUGGUUUGGGGACAACAACGAUAUUUACUAAGAGAUGUGUCCUUGAUCUAGUGGCACUGUAAUCCAAAAUCAAUAUGCCACAUGCUAUAGAGUGUAUACACACGGCAUGUCUUCAAAUUUUCUCAUACUUAUUCAGGGUUCAAUUUGUUAGAGAGGUGACGAGCACCCCCUAGACCUGUGAUUCGAACUCUGUACAAUCAAUAGUGAAUAUGAUUUGGAACUUUUUCUCAAUAAAAUAUGA
This is a messenger RNA of Salvelinus namaycush (lake trout), 1043 nucleotides long. RefSeq names its product heme-binding protein 2-like. The transcript has 7 exons. Gene Ontology annotation, cellular component: cytoplasm. The record is from RefSeq and is a predicted model, not a curated record. Lineage: Eukaryota; Metazoa; Chordata; Actinopteri; Salmoniformes; Salmonidae. The coding region runs from base 63 to 710 and encodes 215 amino acids.